ACCCACAGCUACAUGACGUACUGAGGAGACUGAGGAGAUUUUUUACGAACCCAGAUGAACGGCCGUGUAAUCCGGCACCUUCUUGAGGUCGGAAAAAGCACCUUUUUGCUUUGAUUUGUUUUGCUUUCCAUUAAAAUCAUUCUCAGUCCAAGGCAAAGAACCGUGCCACAAACAAAGCGAAAUAGGAUAAAAGCACGGGACUGACAAGGACGACUGACCGUCAUGCGAGAGGAACAGUCUUGUGGCGACUUUCCUGAGGGUGGGGUCCUACCCAGUGAAGAGGAGCAAGAACGUCGCCCUAACAAGUGCCCCGUCGUUGUUGCACCACCGGCGGCUGCUCGAAAGCGGCUGACAGGUCCCAAGAAAGAGCCUGGUGGACCCCUAACACAGGACAACAAAACGUCACUGAAGGGCCCCUCAACGCUCACUCCCUCUUGCCCCAAGCGGCCCAAGAGGAGUUCUCCUCCUUCCUCAUCAACCUCUUCGACCUCCCUAGUGCCCAUUGUGAGCUCGGUGUCACCUGUGCCCGGGCAACCGUUCGAGGACCUCCACACGCAACGGGGGAUCGCGAACGUCCGGGAACGGCAGCGCACGCAGUCCCUAAACGACGCUUUCGCCUCGCUGCGGAAGAUCAUCCCCACGUUGCCUUCAGACAAACUGAGCAAGAUUCAGAUCCUCAAACUGGCUUCGAGAUACAUCGACUUUCUCUACCAGGUUCUCCAGAGCGAUGAGAUGGAUGCCAAGCUGGCCAGCUGUAACUACCUGGCCCACGAAAGACUGAGCUACGCCUUCUCCGUAUGGAGGAUGGAGGGCGCUUGGUCCAUGUCCGCCACUCACUAGACGUUCACCCGUUCCUGAUCCUACCUGCCGACCCUACGAAACUCCGACCAGCCUCUGAACUGUGAACCUACAUUGUGCCUGAGAGAAAGUGACUCUGACUAUUAAAUCUAUCGCUGUCUGUCUACUAGCUACAGCUUCAGCUUCACCAGCAACCGCCAUUUGACUCCUGCUGCCAUGACCUGACCCUGCCUAAAGCUGACCUCUGACCUUCCAACACCGAUCUUUUCACUUUUUCUCUGAGCAAACCUCUACAGGU
Sinocyclocheilus anshuiensis is the source of this 1096-nucleotide messenger RNA. Its product is annotated as twist-related protein 2-like. The coding region runs from base 223 to 840 and encodes 205 amino acids. Gene Ontology annotation, biological process: developmental process; regulation of transcription by RNA polymerase II. Gene Ontology annotation, molecular function: RNA polymerase II transcription regulatory region sequence-specific DNA binding; DNA-binding transcription factor activity, RNA polymerase II-specific; protein dimerization activity. The transcript has a single exon. NCBI's taxonomy places the organism in Eukaryota, Metazoa, Chordata, Actinopteri, Cypriniformes, Cyprinidae. The record is from RefSeq and is a predicted model, not a curated record.